AUAUCACUGGAACUAAAUGAGACCUUUCUCAACAGCUCUUUGAAAAGUAGCAGCAGCCUUUUCAGACUUCAAUAUCUUCGUCACCUAAACCUUAGCAGUUGCAAUCUCCAUGGAGAGAUUUCUUCUUCAUUAGUGGAGGUUGAUUGAAAAUAAGUGGUACAAAAUUAAAAAAAUCGCAUGUAUUUAUAUGGUGGUUAAGAAUGGAAGCAGACAGAGAAAAGAGACAUUCUAGUUCCUGAACAUUUGACCCCCCUAUUAGAGGAGAUGGAACAGGUUUUGGUUCUGAUUAUCAUUUUGUUGAGCUUGGCUUCAUCCGGAAGAUGCAGCGAUGUUUAUAGCAGGAACGACUUCCCGAAGGGCUUCGUCUUCGGAUCAGCCGUUUCUGCUUUUCAGUGGGAAGGUGCUGUUGAUGAAGACGGAAGAAUGCCUAGCAUUUGGGAUACAUACGUUCACUCUAGUGAUGGACCUACCGGAGAUAUAGCAUGUGAUGGGUAUCACAAAUAUAAGGAGGACGUAAGGCUGAUGUAUAACAUGGGUUUAGAUGCAUUCCGACUCUCUAUCUCGUGGCCGCGGCUUAUACCAAGUGGAAGAGGUCCUGUAAAUCCAAAGGGGUUACGCUUCUACAAAGACCUCAUAGAUGAGCUCAUAAGACACGGUGUUGAACCGCAUGUCACUUUGUAUCACAAUGAUCUACCUCAGGUUCUUGAAGAUGAAUACGGAGGAUGGAUUGACAAGAAAAUCAUCGAUGACUUCACGGCUUUUGCAGACGUUUGCUUCAGAGAGUUUGGCGACAAAGUGAAAUCCUGGUGGACAAUUAAUGAUCCCAAUAUGCUAGCUUGGGGAGGUUACGACUUGGGAGUUUUCCCUCCUAUGCAUUGUUCACCUCCAUUUGGGAUAGGCAACUGCUCCAGAGGAAACUCUUCAACUGAACCAUAUAUUGCACUCCAUAACAUGUUGCUUGCACAUGCAUCUACCGCAAGAUUGUAUAAGCAAACGUAUAAGGAUAAGCAGCAUGGAUCUGUAGGUAUAACUUUAUUUGCAUACUGGAUGGUUCCCUUCACUAGCUCUGAAGAGGACAAGAUCGCAACUCAAAGAGCCAAAGAUUUCUUCUUAGCUUGGGUGUUGCACCCGUUGGUGUUUGGGGACUAUCCUGAUGUGAUGAAGAGAACCGCGGGCGAGAGGUUACCAAGCUUUUCGAAAGAAGAAUCAGAACUCGUUAAAGGCUCAUCCGAUUUCUUGGGACUCAUUCACUAUACAGCAAUGUACGCGGCACACUUAUCUACUAGUAUCCACGCAGGAGAUUUUAAUUCAGACAUGAAUGCUUUACUACUACCCUUUGGGAAUUCUACACUGUUCAAGUUUGAUGUGCUUCCAUGGGGUCUUGAAGGAGUGUUGGAAUACAUAAAGCAGAACUAUGGCAAUCCUCCUGUCUACAUUCUUGAAAAUGGUACACCAACUAACCAACAUUCAUCUCUUAACGACAUCGGAAGAGUUGAAUACCUUCAUGCGUAUAUUGCUGCUGUGCUCAGUUCAGUGAGGAAUGGGUCAGAUAUAAGAGGCUAUUUCCAGUGGUCGUUCAUGGAUUUGUACGAGUUUAUCGAUCCCAAUUACACAUAUGGAUUGUACUAUGUGAAUUUUAGCGAUCCAGAACGUGCAAGAUCUCCAAAAACCUCUGCUCUUUGGUAUACUGCUCUUCUCCAAGGAUCAACCGUUAGUUCACAAAAGCUAAAGAGCCUCUCCGUGUCUUCUUCUCCUGCUCUUUCUUUUCAGUAAAAUAGAAAAUAGACUCGGAUAUACGUAGAUAAGGCAAAAUGUUGCAUGUAUGAUGUACUUAUAUAGUGUGGGCUUCGUCGCCUAAAGGAUGUAUAGACUU
Molecule: messenger RNA, 1873 nt
Organism: Raphanus sativus (radish)
Lineage: Eukaryota; Viridiplantae; Streptophyta; Magnoliopsida; Brassicales; Brassicaceae
Product: beta-glucosidase 3
Exons: 15
Coding region: 265-1773 (502 amino acids)
Biological process (GO): carbohydrate metabolic process
Molecular function (GO): beta-glucosidase activity
Source: RefSeq, a predicted model, not a curated record